Talaromyces marneffei is the source of this 771-nucleotide messenger RNA. RefSeq lists its product as uncharacterized. NCBI's taxonomy places the organism in Eukaryota, Fungi, Ascomycota, Eurotiomycetes, Eurotiales, Trichocomaceae. The record is from RefSeq and is a predicted model, not a curated record. The coding region runs from base 1 to 771 and encodes 256 amino acids. The transcript has 2 exons.
AUGCGCCUCGCUUUACGUUCAGCAAACUUGCAAACAAUUAUCCCAUCAAGCUUGAGUGUCAGCACAAUUCUUCCGGUAUAUAAGAUUAAAUUCGGCGACCGUCUCAAUCCAAGAUUUUCCACUUCGGCAUCCACCAAAUCUAUCGUUGGAAACUAUUAUAUCGGCGGCGGCAGCAGCAUCAGCAGCAAAAUGAGUGACCAAUGCGACACCAAGAACUCAAACGACACAGCUCCUUCACAAGGUGCUGAAGUUGAUUGCGACAAGCCGGAAAAGGAGCUUCCCAAACUCACCCCGGCCGAGUUCCGGGUAUACAACCGUCUGGCCGAGCACAUGGAUUAUUUUCACAAUCACUUUCGCCACAGCUGGAAUGAGCUCUACACUGCCUGCAGCGACAACAAACGCCCAUCAGGCGUCUCAAUCCGUCAAUUCCUCAACAUGGGCUCACAGUUCCUCUCACAACUAAAUGUGCAUCACAGCAUCGAAGAACAGAGCAUCUUCCCCGUGCUAGCCAAAAAAAUGCCCGAGUUCAAGAAAGAGGUUCAUCUGCUCAAGCAACACAAGGAGAUUCAUAAAGGUAUGGAUAUACUUGAGGCUUAUUUGAUGGAUUGUAGAUCGGGCGAGAAGGAAUUGAGACUGGACGAGAUGAAGAAGGUUAUGGAUUCGUUUGGGAAGGUGUUGUGGGAUCAUUUGGACGAUGAGGUUAAGACACUGAGGGCGGAGAAUAUGAGGAAGUAUUGGACGCAGGAGGAGAUGAGGAGGUUGCCUAUUUGA